AUGAAGCGUGUGGUGGUGUACUAUGACACUGCACCAGAGCUCUUAGAAAGCCGGCUACGUGCUCAGCAGGGAAAUACAACUUUGAUUAUCUGUUCGUCCAAAAAGCAAUAUCUGCAACAGCUCAUCCCGUUUCUUUCCGUUCGCCAGCCAACGCCAGCAGUUGCUUUCAAGGAGGACACUGAAGCUGAGGAUACAUGUCAGAGUCAACGACCACACUUUCUCCUGGACCCAACGCUUCAGCUCAUGUCAAUAUCAAAAGCAACGAAGCUUGCCUUCUGUCCUACGAUCAACACACUUCGCGCCUAUCUCUCGAGUCUCGCAAUCCUCGAUCACACCAAGUCUGCUCCACGAGCAUCGCUCAUGAUAGUAGAUCUUAUCCUGCUUCAUCAUGCCACUUCAGAGUUCUCCGUGCAGGGUCUGAUGCGCUCGCUUGCGUCUGCUGUCGAGGCUGCUGCUCGGAACCAGGUCGACCUGCAGCUGUGCGAAUGCAGGGACGUACAUGACCUCGAGAAUCCUGAUCGCGGAGCAAGGCUCUGGGACGCACAGGUUCCGUUGCUGAGCGGAUCAGUGAGGCUGAGAGAUGAAGAUGCUGGAUGGUCAGGAAGGGUAAUUUCAAUCAGAACGAUCGUUGGGAGAUGGUUCGAAUUCGAGAAGACGGAAGAACCAAAAGAUGACCGAGCCACCGAAGAUGAAGAAAUGCUUGUCUGA
This is a messenger RNA of Endocarpon pusillum Z07020, 708 nucleotides long. RefSeq lists its product as uncharacterized. Lineage: Eukaryota; Fungi; Ascomycota; Eurotiomycetes; Verrucariales; Verrucariaceae. The transcript has a single exon. The coding region runs from base 1 to 708 and encodes 235 amino acids. The record is from RefSeq and is a predicted model, not a curated record.